Paramecium pentaurelia is the source of this 1272-nucleotide messenger RNA. The record is from the annotation of a GenBank genome assembly. NCBI's taxonomy places the organism in Eukaryota, Ciliophora, Oligohymenophorea, Peniculida, Parameciidae.
AUGAGUUAAUAACUGUCUCAUUAAUGGGCUGGGAUAGUUCAGAAACAAAUGGCUGAAAAAGUAUUAAAUGAGAAUCAAUAAAAAUUUGAUUAAUAGUAGAGAAAGCAGAGGUAUAAAGAAGAAUUGGAAACAGACAUGAAAUUGAAAUAAUAAAAAAGAAUAAUUUUACAUCAAUAAGACUAGUAAUUAGAAUCUUUGAUGUUAGAAACUCUUAGGUAAAGAGAAUCAAAGAAAUUAAAAGAAAUGGAACAAAGAAAAAUAAAGCAAAUAGAAACUAGUUUAGAGAAUCUCAAUCAUUUAUUAAUUCGAAAAAAAAUGAAUCAAGAGAGGUCAUAUUAAAGUUUAUUACUCGAAUAAGAAGACAUUAAGUAGGAAAAAUUAAAGGAGAUUAAAAGUUUAGAAAGAAUCAAAAUCCUUAAGGAUGAAGAUUCUAAAAAAUUACGCGAAAAUUAUGAUUUUGCCAUCCAAUAAAAAUUGAACUAAAAAUAAUCAAUCAAAUCUAAGUUAUUGAAAGUUCAAGAAACUGAUCCAGAUUAAUUAGUUUAAGUUUAGAGAGGAGAGGCAUAAUCAUACUAAAUUGAAUUAAAUAAGUAAUUAGAGGAAAAGAAAAGAAAAAUACUAGAAAUUCAAGCCAAAAAACAAGAAGAAAGAUUAAGAGUAGAACAGAAAAUUGCUUUUGAAAAGCAAAAGAUAUUAGAAAACAAAUUAAAGGACUACAAUAUGCAUAAGUAAUAUGAGAAUGAUAAUUAUGAAUUAUCAAACUAAAGAAGAUAAAUCGGCCAUAGUUCAUCCUUAGAAUCAUAUAAUAUUAAAUUAUCUGAUAACGGUCAACAUAAACUCCCUCAUAUAUAUUCAGACAACUAUUAAGCAUAAGAAAGGAAUAAAUAAUUGCAUCUGCUCGAUUAGGAUUUGAUGAAAUAUUAGUAAUUGUAAUAGUAGUAACUCCAAUAAGAGUAAACUUAUAAUCCAAAUCAAAUUUCUAAUCAAGUGAUUAGACCAUAAUAACAUGUUUAAACACCUUUAAAGACACCACUCUCAUAAUCUUCCAAACAAUCAAAAUAAUCAAAGAAAUCUAAAUAAUUCAUCAAUCCCCUUCAUCAAGAAGGUCCUGGAUACUCUUACAUACAUCAAAGUAAAACAUAAACUCCAAAAUCAAAACAGUCAAAGAAAUCUCUACCUCAGCCAAUUGAGAUAAUAGAUUCCUCAUUCCAAUAGCUGAGACCUAAAUACAAAAAUUAUAACAUCUUAACAGGGGCCUUGCAUAUAUAAUGA